AUGACAACGAUGAAGGAACCGGAUUCACUCGAAUGUCACCACCUCCACGGGGUUCUUGGAUUUUAUCCAGGCAAACUACCCGCGACUGGCCCCGGCCAAUCUCCAGAGAAUGAACAAAACUUAUCCCCUCGAAGAGUCCGACUCACUGAGGCCAAGCCAUGCACCGUAUUUCCACCAGCAGAGAUGGCAUACGGCAAAGCCACAUUUACUUGUCCCGGAAUCGAGCUCGCCUCUUCCAUGGCAGCUCACAAUUCUCCGCUUCAGACAUGGAGUUACCGCUACAAUGUCCAGGAUACCGAUAAUGAGCAAGUCGGCCUCGGAGUGAUCCUGCGAUGGCUUUUCAUCCUCACUUUGAAUCCCAAUACAUAUCGCAAUCCCGCUGCGCCAGAAUGGGAGCUAUGGGUUGCUAGUGAAGAUCAGCGAUUGAAAUUCGAGCUGGAUGCAACG
Penicillium argentinense is the source of this 447-nucleotide messenger RNA. RefSeq lists its product as uncharacterized. NCBI's taxonomy places the organism in Eukaryota, Fungi, Ascomycota, Eurotiomycetes, Eurotiales, Aspergillaceae. The transcript is spliced from 2 exons. The record is from RefSeq and is a predicted model, not a curated record. The annotation marks the transcript as partial.